This is a messenger RNA of Lagopus leucura (white-tailed ptarmigan), 4054 nucleotides long. It is a transcript of the gene FCSK, whose product is annotated as fucose kinase. Gene Ontology annotation, biological process: GDP-L-fucose salvage. The coding region runs from base 1 to 3477 and encodes 1158 amino acids. NCBI's taxonomy places the organism in Eukaryota, Metazoa, Chordata, Aves, Galliformes, Phasianidae. Gene Ontology annotation, molecular function: ATP binding; fucokinase activity. The record is from RefSeq and is a predicted model, not a curated record. The transcript has 23 exons.
AUGCCCGUACCCACCAUCGUGCCCAGCGCCGUGCCCAUCCCAGUGCCCAGCCCCAUACCUACUCUGUCCAGAGCCCCGCUCUUCGAGUCGGCGGGCAGCGCGGCGGCGCACUACAACUCCCAUCAGCCCCCGCGGCACGGCCAUCAUGGCGGCCGGCGUCGAGUGGACCGCGAUCGUCCUCACCUGCCGGCGGGGCGGCGGCGUGGCGGCCCUUCAGCGAGGCAGGCGGCGGGGCCGGGCGAGGGAGAGCGGGGUCGGGCGAGCCCGGCCUUCGAGACGCCCUUCUCCUUCGCAGAGCUGGAGCUGCGGCGGCGGCGGGGGGCCCUGGGCCGGCGGCCCGUCCUCGUCCUGGCGCUGGAGGAUCCGUGGGCGGGUGUGGGGAGCGGCGGGGCCACGCUGAACGCCGUGCUGGUGGCGGCCGAGCACCUGAGCGCCCGCGCGGGAUGCACGGUGGUGAGCGCCGACGCGCUGAAGGAGGCCCGCAUCCUCAUCCUGCACACGGGCCGCGAGUUCUCCUUCGACGACUGCGGCCGCGCCUUCACCUGCCUGCCCGCCGAGCGGCACCGCGCCGCGGCCGAAGCGCCGGUGUGCAACCUGGACAGCCUGCUGGGCACCGUCACGCGGCGGCUCUGCGUGGGCUCCCCGCCGGGCGUGUGGGUCUGCAGCACCGACAUGCUGCUCGGUGUGCCCUCCGUGCCAGAGAUUGACUGGGAAGGCUUCCAAGGGGUCCGGGUGAUUGCAGUGCCUGGCAGCCAGGCGUACGCGAGGAACCACGGGGUGUACCUUGUUGAUGAGCAGGGCCUGGUACGUGACAUCAUCUACAAAGGCACAGAAGCUCAGAUCCAGCAGUGCGCAGGGCCCGACGGCACCGUCCCACUGGUCUGUGGGGUGGUUUUCUUCUCCUCAAGCGCCGCUGAGCAGCUUCUAGCCACCCAUGUCAUCCCUCCCUUGGAUGCCUGCACCUACAUGGGGCUGGACUCGGGGGCACCACCCAUCCAGCUCUCCCUUUUCUUCGACAUUGUGCUGAGCAUGGCGGGGGGGAUGACGGAGGAGGAUUUUGUGAAGGGUGGUGGUGAUGCCAGCGUGAGGAGAGCCCGCUCCGUGCUCUGGACAGCUCUCCAUGCCUUCCCUCUGAGCAUGGCCUGCAUUCCCGAUGCCUCCUAUGACUACUUGACCACGGCUGCAAGCGACCACAUCCGUAGCCUGACACUCUUGCCCAGCUCCACCAGCCAUCUUCGCUUCUGCAAAACAGCCCAUUCCCAUGUGGACCAACCCUUGCUCCUGGAGGAUGGCUCCUCGGUCACCAACUGCCUGCUGGAAGGAGCCGUUCGGCUGGCGGCCGGCAGCGUCAUCCAGCACUGUCACCUCCAGGGCCCCCUGGAGAUCGGUCCUGGCUGCCUCCUCACGGGCCUCACCGUAGGCUCCUCAUCAGCGCUGCAGGGCCGUCCCCUGCGUGAUGUGGUGCUGCAGGGCCACCAUGUCCGUCUGCGUGAGCUGCCCUGCCGCGUCUUCACGCUCACCGGCCGCCUCGACGACUGGCAGAGUCCUGCUGAAGAGGCCACCUACUUGAACGUCCCCUGGGCGGAGUUUUUUCAUCGGACGGGCAUCCGCAAAGGGGACCUCUGGGAUGCUGAGACACCGCAGGAAGACCGCUGCCUGCUGAGCGCCCGGCUCUUCCCAGUGCUGCACGCUUCCGAGGCGCUGGGGCUGGAGGAUGUGCUGUGGCUGCUGGCCCCGGCAGCGUCGGGCGACCGGCUGGCACGUUGGCGAGCAGCCUGGCGCAUGUCGUGGCAGGAGCUGCUGCCCUGCCUGGACAAGGCAGCUGAGCUGGGUGCUCGCCGGGACCUCUUCUUCCUGCAGGGCCAGCGCAAGGUGCGCCGCGUGCUGCUGGGCCGCCAGGACGGCAGCCUCCUGCCGCUCAUCCGUAGUGCUGUCUAUGAGGGUUACCACAAGGCCUUGCUGAGCACUCUGGAUGAGGUUGCCUCUACAGCUGAUGACGCAGGCAUCGCAGCCCGGGCACUCGCCUGCAUUGCUGAUGUCCUGGGCUGCAUGGCACAUGGGGAAGGGGGCUUGCGGAGCGGACCUGCUGCCAACAGGGAGUGGGCUUCAGCUUUUGGGCACCUGGAGAGUGGGGACAUUGCUGGCGGGGUGCGGGAGCUGGCAACCGAGCGGCAGAAGUGGAUGAGCAGUCCAGCCUUGCUGGUGAGAGCAGCUCGGCACUACGAAGGGGCCGAGCAGAUCCUCAUCCGGCAGGCGGUGAUGUCCUCGUGCCAGUUUGUCACUGUGUGCCCGGCGGAGCUGCCACCCCUGGGGCACUGGGUGCAGGUGGCGUGUCCAGCCCGCCUGGACCUCUCUGGGGGCUGGAGCGACACUCCUCCCAUCACAUAUGAGCAUGGUGGGGCUGUGGUGGACGUGGCAGUGCUGGUGGAUGGGUGCCGACCCAUUGGUGCCCGGGUGCGGCGCAUCGGUGAGCCGGAGCUGCGCUUGGCCAGCCUCGGUGGGGUACCGUGGGGUGAGGCGGCGGUGGAGCUGGUGUGCCAUGAGCUGGGGCAGUUGGAGAACUACUGCCAGCCACAUGCGCCAGGAGCCUUGCUCAAAGCUGCCUUCAUAUGCACGCAGAUCGUGCAGUUCCCUUCGCAGAAGCCCUUGAGGGAUCAGCUGAUGGAGAACUUUGGGGGUGGCUUUGAGGUGCACACCUGGUCCAGGCUGCCCCACGGGUCUGGCCUCGGCACCAGCAGCAUCCUAGCGGGAGCAGUGAUGGCAGCGCUGUACCGGGCAGCUGGGAAGGUUGCUGGCACCGAGUCCCUCAUCCACGCCGUGCUGCAUCUGGAGCAGAGGCUCACGACAGGUGGCGGGUGGCAGGACCAGGUGGGUGGGCUGGUGCCUGGCAUCAAGAUCGGGAGGUCGGAGGCCCGGCUGCCACUCAGGGUGGAGGUGGAGGAGAUCCUGGUGCCUGAAGGCUUUGCCCGGAUCCUCAGCGAUCACUUGCUGCUCGUGUACACGGGGAAGACUCGCCUGGCUCGCAACCUGCUCCAGGACGUGGUGAGGAACUGGUAUGCCAGGCUGCCCUCCAUUGUACAAAAUGCCGACGCUCUGGUGAAUAAUGCUGAGGAGUGUGCCUGGGCCUUGAGGCAAGGAAACCUGCCACUCAUUGGCAAGUGUCUGGACGUCUACUGGCAGCAGAAGAAAUGCAUGGCCCCUGGGUGUGAGCCGCUGGCCGUCGGGCGCAUGAUGGAUGCUCUGCAGCCUUAUGUCUACGGGCAGUGCUUGGCUGGGGCUGGUGGUGGUGGUUUCCUUUACGUCUUAACCAAAGUCCCUCAGCAAAAAGAGGCUUUGCACCAAAUUCUAGCAAAAACAGAGGGCCUGGACAACUUCAGCAUUCACAGCAUUGAAGUGGACACAGGAGGUUUCUCCAUGGAAGUGGUGGGAUGUGAUCCUAACAGCAGCGCUCACCCUGGAGAGGACAUGGCCAUGUGAAGGCCUUCAGCCAUUGCUGGGGGACAUCUGGGACAGAGGAUAUGGCUGCCACGCAAAUCAGGAAGAUCCCCAUGUCUCAGCUCCCUGCUGCUGCAGCCAGGGCUGCUCAUGGAUUCUCCUUGCUGGGUGCCUCAGCCCCGUGACACACUCGGUCCAGUGCUGCAGAACACAGCCAGGUCCCAGCAGAGCUGGGGAUGCCACUCAUGGAGCCUGGCAGCUGGCUCCAGCAGGUGCCUUAUGUUUUGAUGUGGCCUUUACGUGCUGUUGCUGGGCCCAAAACUCACACAGACUGGAGCUGGGCAGGCCCAAGGAUGUACUGGAAGGACAGGCUGCUAGGGUCACAGCUGGCCUCCAGGCAGAGCUGUGUUCUCAUGGUCCUGUGAAGGGAAAGGAAUAGCAUUUGUGAUGCUGCUAAGCCUUUCUCCUCUUCCAAUAGCAGUGGCCCGUGCUGCCCUUCAGCGUGCAAUGCUCCAUCCCUGGAUGUGGAAUCACCUCCCCCUCCUGUGCUGAGAGGUUAUUUCUGCAGCGAGUUACCAGGCCCUGCGGGCUCUUUGAAUAAAAGAGCUUGUUCCCAGCA